AUGCCCCUUAGCCGUAUGGUGAGGACCCGCCUACGCUUCAAGCUGCAUGUGGUAAGAAGACGGUUACGUAAGCGGAGAGUGAUACAAGCAGUUCCAAAGUUGGACGCAAAGAAUUUGCGGUCGUGUUCUUUGUUUGCUAAAUGGCCUUUAGAGGCCCUGUCCGAUCUACGCCGGCGGAUGUUGUGGGAAGUCCACCUUAAAGGGGAGACGAUCCUGUAUGGCGGGGAGCCGUGUAGCGUGUCGUCGUUGUUUUGGAUCGCAUCGGGAAGACUCUCGGAGGUGCCGAACAGGCGUGAGAAAAGUGGGACAAGGCGGCCUUCAAAUAAGGAGGAGGAGGGUGUGGCUUCCAUGGAGACGGUUGGGUCCGCAGAGCACUCCUCUGUUUCUCCGCACGUCGAGUUUGACCAAACUCUCGACACCUUCAGCGCUGGCCAGUUUGCUGCGGGAGAGCGUCUUUUUCUAGGCGCGACUUAUCAUAGAACCAUGCGCUGUGAGAGUGACGUCACAGGCUUUGCUGUGAGUUUCCGCACCGUUCAAAAAAUACAGAAAAAAUGGGGUGUGCCACGCGAGGCCUCUGUAUCCGCAGCGAAAGAAAUUGUGAAGAAGCAGAUGUUGAGAAGAGACGAAAAACCUUUGCUGAAACUCGCCCUGUUUAAAAAUCGAGUUUUGCGGGGCCUCGAUGCCACAACACUGCGUAUCAUUUGGGUCCUUCUCUCCCCCAUGGUAGUGUGCGCCAAUGAAUUAAUCUGUGCCGACAUUUUUGACGCGGAAAACAUUAGUUUCAUUCAGUCCGGGGAUGUGCGUGUGGGGUUCAAGCGGGGUCAACAAAAAGAAAUAAUUCUCUCUUGUGGUAGCGCCGUUGGAUUACAGAGCUUUGCGCCGUCUGAAAUGCCCCGUGGUCGUGGAGAAGGGCAUACGGCAGCCGUGGCUGUCACCUUUUCUCAAUUAUGGAGCGUUGGACGGAAGGCGUUCUCGGAAAUGGUGAGCGAAAGGGAGUGGGAAAAAUGUGCGGCAAUUGCUCUGAGGACGAUAUAUUUUCAUGUAGACGAUGAGAUGCUGAGAAAGGUUGCGAUAUUCUCAUUACUUCCCAGAUCCAAGAUUAUGGCACUUGCAAAACGGGCGGAAUUACGCUUCGUUCGCGGUGAUGAGUAUAUACUGCCCCCUUGGAAGCGACCACAAGAAGCCAUCGUGGUCUUGGUAGGCACCGUGUAUUUUACGCAGAAGACUCCUGCCGAGGAAGCAUUGAAUAAUGGAAAGAUGGACAGAAUUAGAAUUCCUUGUGGUUAUCCUGUGGCAUUUGCCGAGUGUGUUGCGAGAAUGCCAUUGAAGUCCGGCGUGUUUGCCGCGACAGGCGCUCUCAUCGUUAGCCUAACGCGUCGCGCCAUGUUGGAGAGUCUUUCGGAAAAUGCCGCCGGAAAUGACAUUGAGCCCGUGGUUUUAGAAGCAGCGAUGAAUCAAUUAAAUGUCUCGCCCUCCUCUCGCAGUGCGACGCGCAUCGUUAAUAAGGCCCAGGAAGAGGCUUUGCAAGACAUGCGGAAUUAUUCACGGCCACAAAAUGGCAACCUGCCGCCAUGGAAGAAUGAGCUCCAGGACCUGUGCUCUCCCAAUGAUGAUGUAGGUGAAAUGAUUGAGCUCCAUACCCAGGUGCUAUCAACCCUCGCCCUGCAGGUGCAUAAACUUCGCCCAAACAUGGAGAAGGCAGGUCGUGUGGGAGUUCACUACGACAAUGCGUCCCGCAUCGCUAUGAAGAAAAUAUCGACCAACGAGUCGCCAAGUUGUCACCGAUCGCGAUCCUGUUUUACUAUUGACAAAAAAGGCCGUGUUAUGUUUUGCAGCAAAGGAGCUAUCGCAGAGAGGAAAACGAUGGGCCGUGUGCAGCCAACUGAUGUGCUAAGCGGGACGGAAGGAAAUAGGGAAAUCCCAAGACAGGCGUUGCCAAUUUGUUUGCCAGUCAAGAAUGGUCUUUCAAAAGCAUCCCAAAAACUUCCGUCCUUUUCAGCCCUGCGAUGCGCCCCAAGCGAGAAACUUGCUGCCGUCGUGGGUCAUUCUCCGGUGUCUCAGAAGGUGAUGGAACUUCGGCACGAGGGGAAACGGCUAAAAGAUGAAGCCGAAAGCAAUUGUAUUCUCCCAUUGGAUUGUUUUUUGCCCAAUCAGCGGCACAAUAACCCACACAAAUAUAUAUAA
Molecule: messenger RNA, 2184 nt
Organism: Trypanosoma cruzi
Lineage: Eukaryota; Euglenozoa; Kinetoplastea; Trypanosomatida; Trypanosomatidae
Exons: 1
Coding region: 1-2184 (727 amino acids)
Source: RefSeq, a predicted model, not a curated record